This is a messenger RNA of Elephantulus edwardii (Cape elephant shrew), 1578 nucleotides long. It is a transcript of the gene STK33, whose product is annotated as serine/threonine kinase 33. Gene Ontology annotation, cellular component: cytoplasm; nucleus. NCBI's taxonomy places the organism in Eukaryota, Metazoa, Chordata, Mammalia, Macroscelidea, Macroscelididae. Gene Ontology annotation, biological process: mitotic DNA damage checkpoint signaling; protein phosphorylation. The record is from RefSeq and is a predicted model, not a curated record. The coding region runs from base 1 to 1578 and encodes 525 amino acids. Gene Ontology annotation, molecular function: protein serine/threonine kinase activity; ATP binding. The transcript has 12 exons.
AUGGCUGAUAGUAGUGGUUUGGGUAAAAAAUCCAUAAAAUCCAGAAGUUCAUCUGUUUCUGAGAAAGAUGCACUUUCUCCAUGUUCCUGUAAUGUAAAGGCUUCUCCAACUUCAUUGAAGCCGUUGGCACCCACAUCAAGCAGCAGUAGUACAGAACAACUGAUUUCAUCAGAGAGAAAAAAGGAAAAAACCACCAACAAGGAUACUGCCUCUGGGAAAGAUAGGGUAACAAGAAUCUCAGAUGUAGAAAAAAAAAUAUCUCAACAAUGGCAUCGAGGUAGCUUUCUGGAUGGAAAAGUCCCUCACAUAAGGAUAGACAGUGACUCUGCUAUUCAGGAAUUCUAUACUUUUGGAAAAGUAUUGGGCCAAGGAAGCUUUGGGUUGGUCAUUGAAGCUACAGAUACUGAAACAGGGACUAAGUGGGCAAUUAAAAAAGUGAAUAAAGACAAGGCUGGAAGCUCUGCUGUGAAGUUACUUGAACGGGAGGUGAGCAUCCUCAAAAGUGUGAAACAUGAACACAUCAUACAUCUGGAGCAAGUGUUAGAAACCCCUAAGCAAAUGUACCUUGUGAUGGAGCUUUGUGAGGAUGGAGAACUCAAAGAAAUUCUGGAUAAGAAAGGACAUUUCUCUGAGAAUGAGACAAGGUGGAUUAUCCAAAGCCUUGCAUCAGCUAUAGCAUAUCUUCAUGAUAAGGAUAUAGUACAUAGAGAUCUAAAACUGGAAAACAUAAUGGUUAAAAGCAGCUUUAUUGAUGCUAACAAUGAAAUGAACUUAAACAUAAAGGUGAGUGAUUUUGGCUUAGCUGUCAAGAAACAUGGUAGGAGUGAAGCCAUGAUGCAGACCACUUGCGGGACUCCUGUCUAUAUGGCCCCUGAAGUUAUCAAUGCCCAUGACUAUAGCCAUCAGUGUGACAUUUGGAGCAUAGGUGUCAUAAUGUACUUAUUGUUAUGUGGAGAACCUCCUUUUCUGGCACAUUCGGAAGAAAAACUUUUUGAAUUAAUAAGAAAGGGAGAACUACAUUUUGAAGAUCCAGUUUGGAAUUCCGUAAGUGACUGUGCUAAAAGCGCUUUGAAACAACUUAUGAAAGUUGACCCUGCUCACAGAAUAACAGCUAAGGAACUGCUAGAUACCCAGUGGAUAACAGGCAAUGCACUUUCUUCAGUAAGACCAAUCAAUGUAUUAGAAAUGAUGAAGGAAUGGAAAAACAACCCAGAGAGUGAUGAGGAAAGUGUGAUGGAACAAAAGAAGAUCACUUGGUCUAUUCAAGGAAAUCUGAAAGCUUUCCCAUCCAGCAUGAAAGCUUUCCCAUCCAGCAUAAAUGCCCAGGAUGACAAGAACACUUCAUUUCAGAAAGAGGAAGAACAGCUCACUGAUUAUGAAAAAAUACUUCCUGAGACCAGUAAAGGUAAAGAUAUGGGAGGUUUGGACAUUCCCUCUUCAGAUACCUCGUCUAGCAAACUUCUUCUGGUUGAACUCAAGGAAAAACUAGAGAAAGAACCUGUAACAUCAAGCCAACCAAUAGCAGCUAAGUUCUCUACUAAAUCUGUUGGCAUGACUAGAACCAAAAAGAAAUUCUAA